GCGCGGAACACUCCCAGCCUAGCUUCGCAGCCAGCAGGAGCGAAAAUAACUUCAACUGUGUAUUCUCAGUGUUUUGAACUGUUUAGAUCGAGUUUUUAGUUAUAAUCCGUCUCCGUUUAGGAAGACGUUAGUACAGUGCCGUUGUGGUGAAUUUUUAAACGGUUGUAACCAGUGGUAACAGUGUUGUGAAGUGUUUUCAGUGCUCUAAGAGUGGCCAUGCUUUUAAACAGGACUGAUUGUUGAAAACGUUGCAGCUCCACUGUCCUUCUCAAAACUCCUACACCAAAAACAUGGCCGCUUUCACCGACUUUUCUCGGUAACGUACUUGUCAGUCGUGAGUGAUAACUUUGCACGGUGUUCUGCUCUUAUAGGUUAUGUCCUGUACUGUGAGUAACCUCGCCAACUGACUGCAGUGGGGGUUCGAAUGAAUGAACUUAUUGCGACAGACUCUCCUUCUUUCACUCGCUUCGAUGCUGUACGGCCGUUUUCAGAGUUAAUCGUACACUAUGUGAAUGACGUGGACCCGGACUGCCCGUCUGCGGUAAGAUGUAACACUAAGGGAAUAAUGAAAACGAAAUCUCGUUAAUUCCGUCUUGGUCAGGCGCCACCGUUUAUUUUUGAAUUGAGUGAGACGAAAACGAAAACUCGAGUAGAAACUUUGGAAACCGUGGUUCAUCACGGACCUGGCUACGCCGAUUGGACCGAAUCUGUUUCAUUCUGGGCGAAUAUCGGCGUAAGUGUUGUGAAAAGUGAGUGUUUUUACCUGCCAAACUUGGGAUUUGUGAUCUGUGACCUGGUUGGCUGCUGCUGACAAUGAUGGAUGCAGCGAGGGGCGCGCCAGCGGCCAGUUGAAGCCAGGAUCAUCUCUUGAUGGCAGAUCAGAAUGGUGUCCGAGGCGGACUGGUCUCCCCUAGGGUGCAUCUGCCGGUGCGGAGUCCGAGGGCAGUCGCCAGUCCGCCGGAGCCCGUCACUCUUCUGCAGCCACGGCCCGACGUCCAGAGGAGGGUCAACGAGUACGUGGAGACUCCACUGAGGCCGAUAUGUGACGACGAGAGGACUAGUGUGGGGGUGCCGAGGCACCUGCCGAGUGGGGCGCGGCACAAGCGCGUGGUCACCAAGCAGCCCGGCCAGACGUUCAAGAAGGACUCGGCGGGCCCGAGUGCGAGUGGGGCGGGGACGGGGGGUGCGGACCAGUGUUCCAUCAUCUGUAGGGAGUGCGGACGUUGUAGGUGCGAGGCCUGCCGCCAGCCCAGGCCGGUGCCGUCGCUGUGGCUGUGUCACAACUUCUGCCUGUGCUCGACGGAGUCCUGUGUGGACUACGGCUCGUGCCUGUGUUGUGUGAAGGGACUCAUGUACCACUGCGCCUCCAGAGACGGUGACGACGACACCUGUGCCGACGACCCCUGCAGUUGCGGGCCUCACCGCAGGUUGGGCCGGUGGACGUGCCUGGGCCUGACCUCGCUGUGCCUGCCCUGCCUCUGCUGCUACUGGCCCCUCAGGGCCCUCGCCUCCGCCGCAGAGUCCUGCUACGCCCGCUGCACCAGUAGAGGCUGUCGCUGUGAGACGCGCCAUUCCCGACCCGAGCUCACGCCCGAGAAACGCUUACUCCACCCCAGCCCCGAACUCUAAUCGAAAAUUAUAUUUAACCAAAAAAUCUAAAUUCAGACCCUUUUCACUGAUCGUGGAUGCAACCAACUUUCUGUGUCUUCUGUAAACUUUCCCCCACCCCCAUGUUUUCACCACCCCUCCUCCUCUUCUCUCCACCUGUUCUACCAUACUUAUUGUUGUGAUAGUUAGUUUCUCGUGUCGUACGUUUAUGUAAUCUCCGUGUUGGUUGUCGUCACCUAAAACCGAUUACCUCAUUAUAAUCUUUAGUAAAUUGUAAUUAAUUAUAAAUAUUAGAUUAGGGGCUGAUGCAUUCCAAAGACAUUAUUUAUUUUAAGUCGCCCGCCCCGACCGCUUAGGCCAGGGCAGAAAAACGAAAAGGGAUGGAUUAAGAUUUCUUGGUACAACUGUAAUCCACCAAAAACCAAAUUUAAUGUAUUUCUAGCGUUAGGUUCGACGAUGGUUUCACCGCCACGUGUUAUAAACUAAAAGUUAUUUUAUUAAUAAUAUUAAUUAUUUUUAUAUGUAAAUAAUAGUAUAGCCUCUUCCUCUUACUGCUGUACGAACCAUUGCAAGGUUUAAAAAUUGUAAUCCUAAAAAUCAAAACCAUCGAUUCCACACUGUUGAAUGUCGUAUUAUUUAUUGUUUAGUCAAGUUCUGUACAUCCCGAGUCUGAAUCUCACACACACUGUACCUACGACGGCCAGAACACCAUGUUAACUUACGUACCGUACUGUACUUUAGCUCAUAGCGUUAUUUGAAUAUAGGCUAAGUGGUUGUGUUUCGUCAAUUGUAGAGGGUUUAGACACACGAAUCACUUUUAUCAGUAAAUCAGUUCAUAGAGUACGUACUGUAGGCACUUACACACUGUCUUAGCUUUAAACUCCUUAAAGAUAAGAUUAGUGGAGAGGCCCCCCCCACACGAAAUAUCCCGCAAUUUAAAAUAGUAACAGAUAUCUCAUCAAUUAUAUCUCGUCAUUCUCUCGAUGAUGCUUCAUUUUUAACUGUCGUACACGUAUAAGUGUUGGACGUUCCAUUAUUUAUAUAAUAUAUAUAUAUACUCAUCCACUUACUUCGGUGUAGAUGUGGCAUGUCAUUGUUCCUAACGGUAUGUAACACAGAUUAAUACGUAUUUUACACAUUUUAAUAACAGAAUAUUCUCGAUCUUGUCAUUUGAACGUGUUGCUUCAUUAUAGGAACACGAUUGUCCGCUUCUCGUUUUUGUUGUUGUCGUUUUCCAUUAGUUUUAUACUCGCCCCCCUGAGCGGAUCAGGCUCAGGUGUGGUUCCUCGGUUUUAUUACUACCCUAGGAGCCCGUGACCACGCUUAUAUUCAAAUGAUGUCACGUCACAUUCUGUCUGUCGGUGUCCCGUUAUGUUAGCUGCUCAAACUGUGGAUGGUUGGUAUGCCUGAUCGCGAGUCAUCAAAUGGCUCGAAUUACUGCAAGCAAGAGGAACAGUAUUCAUCUAGUCUAACUUAUUAUAAUAAUAAUACUUCCAACUGUUCGUUGUUUGGAGUAUGAAUUUUAAUAUGAUUGUUAUUAUUUUGUACGAUAACUAUUUUAUGUGAAUAGCAAUCAAAAGUGUAUAUUAUGACUCGACCCUAUAUUAUACUUAGAGUAACUAAUCUGCAUUUUAUUUGGCAAUUUCCCCGUUAGAAAUUCACUGUUGAAAUUCAAUUGCCUCCAGGCAACAUAGGAAACUUAUUCGAAGCAGCUUUGUUUAUUUGUAUUUGUAUAUAUUUCUAUAUUAUAAAUAAAACGUUUAGUUAACAAAUAUAUUGCUGUAACAGAACCAAUUGUUGUUUUUAUUUAUCUUAUUAAAACUGCUUAAAUUGUAAAUUUUAUGUAAAUAAAAU
This is a messenger RNA of Homalodisca vitripennis (glassy-winged sharpshooter), 3462 nucleotides long. It is a transcript of the gene sty, whose product is annotated as protein sprouty homolog 3. Gene Ontology annotation, cellular component: membrane; cytosol. Bases 871 to 1629 code for a protein of 252 amino acids. The transcript has 2 exons. The record is from RefSeq and is a predicted model, not a curated record. Gene Ontology annotation, biological process: negative regulation of fibroblast growth factor receptor signaling pathway; negative regulation of Ras protein signal transduction; negative regulation of MAP kinase activity. NCBI's taxonomy places the organism in Eukaryota, Metazoa, Arthropoda, Insecta, Hemiptera, Cicadellidae.